Molecule: messenger RNA, 3635 nt
Organism: Chlorocebus sabaeus (green monkey)
Lineage: Eukaryota; Metazoa; Chordata; Mammalia; Primates; Cercopithecidae
Gene: KCNJ13
Product: potassium inwardly rectifying channel subfamily J member 13
Biological process (GO): regulation of monoatomic ion transmembrane transport; potassium ion import across plasma membrane
Cellular component (GO): plasma membrane
Molecular function (GO): inward rectifier potassium channel activity
Source: RefSeq, a predicted model, not a curated record
AGUCCAAGAAGAUAACCUACAAACUAGACUUGUAGAUUGAAAUUAUCUGAUCAAAAAGGCAGACUCUAUAAAUUUCCUUAAGACCUACCUUGGCACAAAGGCUGACCCAGCAAAAGAACUGAGAAAUACAGCCUGAAAUGGACAGCAGUAAUUGCAAAGUUAUUGCUCCCCUCCUAAGUCAAAGAUACCGGAGGAUGGUCACCAAGGAUGGCCACAGCACACUUCAAAUGGAUGGCGCUCAAAGAGGUCUUGCAUAUCUUCGAGAUGCUUGGGGAAUCCUAAUGGACAUGCGCUGGCGCUGGAUGAUGUUGGUCUUUUCUGCUUCUUUUGUUGUCCACUGGCUUGUCUUUGCAGUGCUCUGGUAUGUUCUAGCUGAGAUGAAUGGUGAUCUGGAACUAGAUCAUGAUGCCCCACCUGAAAACCACACUAUCUGUGUCAAGUAUAUCACCAGUUUCACAGCUGCAUUCUCCUUCUCCCUGGAGACACAACUCACAAUUGGUUAUGGUACCAUGUUCCCCAGUGGUGACUGUCCAAGUGCAAUCGCCUUACUUGCCAUACAAAUGCUCCUAGGCCUCAUGCUAGAGGCUUUUAUCACAGGUGCCUUUGUGGCGAAGAUUGCCCGGCCAAAAAAUCGAGCUUUCUCAAUUCGCUUUACUGACAUGGCAGUAGUAGCUCACAUAGAUGGCAAACCUAAUCUUAUCUUCCAAGUGGCCAACACCCGACCUAGCCCUCUAACCAGUGUCCGGGUCUCAGCUGUACUCUAUCAGGAAAGAGAAAAUGGCAAACUCUACCAGACCAGUGUAGAUUUCCACCUUGAUGGCAUCAGUUCUGAGGAAUGUCCAUUCUUUAUCUUUCCACUAACCUACUAUCACUCCAUUACACCAUCAAGUCCUCUGGCUACUCUGCUCCAGCAUGAAAAUCCUUCCCACUUUGAAUUAGUUGUAUUCCUUUCAGCAAUGCAGGAGGGCACUGGAGAAAUAUGCCAAAGGAGGACAUCCUACCUACCCUCUGAGAUCAUGUUACAUCACUGUUUUGCAUCUCUGUUGACCCGAGGUUCCAAAGGUGAAUAUCAAAUCAAGAUGGAGAAUUUUGACAAGACUGUCCCUGAAUUUCCAACUCCUCUGGUUUCUAAAAGCCCAAACAGGACUGACCUGGAUAUCCGCAUCAAUGGACAAAGCAUUGACAAUUUUCAGAUCUCUGAAACAGGACUGACAGAAUAAGACUUAUCCAUUUUUUAAUGUAUUAAAUACACCCAGCCAGUUAUGCAGCUACUUUUUCUUCACUGUAUCUUAUGUUUUCUUUUUUCAAUGCUAAUUACAGCUCUCUGAUUACAUCAUGGUAAUCAUGCCUACGCCCACAUAAAAAUGGCUGAGCUAACAAUACACAUUCUGGAAAUAUAACACUCUGUAUUACAAAGUUUGUUACCUGCUGAAAUCAACGUAACUCAACUUGACAGACACUUAUACAGAAAUGUUGCUGGUGAAUUUAUAAGAAUGUAGUAUGAUACUAGUAACGAAGGCAAAAUGGACAGUGAAGUUUAACACAACUGAACUCCAAGAAAAUCAACCAUUAAUCUCUCAUUUUCAUCUGCAAAUUGAAGCAACAGUUUAGUUUCAAACCUAGCUCCCUGGGUGGAAUGAUGACUUCACUAUACUUAGUGAAUAUCCUUUAAAAGCUGGGAUUUUUUCAAGACAACAAAGAUCGUUCAUUUGGUUCUUUAUACUAUGAAACUUGAGUAAGUAUUACCUCCUUAAUUUUUAACAACUAAGAACAAAAAUUAACGAGAAAAGCAACAAAGUACAGAUUUAUAUAUAAACCUAAAAGCAUUUCAACAUGACACCCAAACACAUACAUAUGUUCAUAUAUUUGUGGCAAAAGGUGAUCAGAUUAGCUCCAGCCCAAAUGGAAUCUGCAGGGUGGUAUUUUGCAUUGCAAGGAGAUGCAAAAUUUUAUUUACUUUAAAACUGUCUUCAUAAUAAUCAAACAGUGAUUCAUCUAAAUGACUUCUAGCAACCUAAGUAAAAACAUUCCCCUCCUAUGUAUGAUUGAUUUGAUCAUAUAAACACCAUGAAGGCUCUAAUUCAUAAAUACAAAAAUAUAUUUAAGUCUUUAUAGAUAUAAAGCUUUACUUAGAUAUAACUUCAGUGAGUAGGGAAAAAAAAUCUACAGUAGAUAAAGCAAAAGAUAAUUAGGCAACAAAGCAUUUUCAAACCCAAAUUCCUGUUUCCAACUUCAAAUAGUUUUUUCUAUAAACACAAAAUGAGUGUUUACUCAUCAGUAGGAGGUUGGACUAGAUGAACUCUAUUAUUUCUUUCUAAAUCUAAUAAUCCAUAAAAAUUAUGCUUCCUGUUUCAUUUUUUAUUUUAUCUAUGCUAAAACGAGCCCUUUCCCUUAUGUCCAGUUUAAAAUGAUCAUUUGCAUGAUUUUCAUUUCAAUAAAAAAACCAGAAACUGUCCUUAAACAAAACAAAAACCAAAAGUCACCCUAUCAGGUUUCAAACAGAUUUGUGGCUGUUCUUUUCUGAAAUUUCCCUUAUUCAGGUUUCUGUGGGAAAAAUGAAAGAUUAACCUUCCCCACUGGUGAUGACCUAGGCAGGAAUCAUCUCUUGAAAUAAAUACUAGCUGAGUAAAGGCAAGCAGGUGUGAAGAGCAGGGCUCAGCAGCAAGUCACAUUUUUCUACUAUUUGACCGAAAGGAAAAGAAAAUAAAGAAGAACUCUGGAGUGGUCUAAGACUGAUAAUAGCAGAAGAAUAUCAAGAACACAGAAACUUAAUUAUUGUGAACUUUUGCUGUUUGAAAAUCUUAGACAUUCAUUCUUAAGUAGAAAUCAGACCAACAGAUUUUCCCAACCCAAGACUACGGUAACAUAUAAAGACAGCAAGAAUUCUUAUUUCUAUAAUAAAUUAACAAGAUUCACCUAAUCUGUGAAAAUAAAGUAGUAUUGAAGACUUACAUGGUAUGUUUUUUCCUAAAGGGACUACAUUAAUUACACAGAUCACACUCUCGCUAGUUAAGUGAAGCUGCCCAGGGUGACAUAAGUGAAUAAGUAAAACCUGGGAUCUAAGGUUCCAUUCAAGUCAAAUGAGUUUCGUAUUAUACUUAGUGUUUACACAUAAAUUUGGCAUUUGAAAGCUAAAUAUGACUUCCCCUACACAUGCCAAAAAAAAAAACUAUUGGUAAACUACUGUUAUUUAAUAAACAUUUUAUAAAUCUAUAAGAAACACGAUCCAAAACUUUUUUGCAGGAGAUAGAAAGCUUCUGGGAGGACUGUUCGUUGUUUCUUUCACUUAUUUCAAAUCAUAGUUUCUAGGUUAAGGAUUAGGUUUUCUAUAGAAAGACCAUUAUCCUCUGAGGAAAAUGAAGUAAAAGGAAAAAGGCGGGAAAUUACUGGGAGGUAGGAAUGGCUGCUCUGUCUUCCCGGAUGUGCAGCUCACUAACCUGGAUCAUCUGGGAGCUUGGUCAUGGAGUCUUGCAUACAUCAUCAGGAAGACCACUUUGGAACUAACGUUAAACGUUCCUUUGGAAACUGAUAAAGAUAGCAUGACAAUUCCAACAAACUGGAGACAUGUAGUUACCAAAAAUCUUAGGGGCCUAGUUUUAUGUAUGUACAAGCCCAUACUACCAAGUACCAGAAGA